CAUUAAUCAGCAAUAACCUUAUUUCAUAACCUUUACUGAUUCCGACACCAGUCACUUGGACUUGGUGGUGGGGGCAAAAGAUCCCUAAUUCAAGAUGAGCAUCACCAAGAAAGAUGUGCAAAAGUUCCUGGAUGAAAACCCAGAUUUCGCCAAUGUUUAUUUCAACAAGAAGCUGAAGCCGGGAUCCAUCGCGGCCAUGAUUGGCCGACCGGAGUCCAAGGUGGACUUCGACACCUUCAAGGCCCUCAGUCAGGUGGAGGAGGGCGAGAUCCUGUGGGAACUGGUGAGCGACAUGCAGGAGAGCAUCAACAUGGAGAAGGUGGUCUUCAAGAUCCUGAAGAGGAUCAGCUUCCUGAUCGGCGCCGACCGCUGCAGCCUGUUCAUGUACCGCCAGAGGAACGGCAUCGCCGAGCUCGCCACGCGCCUCUUCAACGUGCACAGCGGCGCCACGCUGGAGGACUGCCUGGUGCAGCCCGACUCCGAGAUCGUCUUCCCUCUCGACAUCGGGGUCGUGGGCCACGUAGCCCAGACCAAGAAAACGGUCAAUGUCAAAGAUGUCUCAGAGAACAGUUAUUUCAGUCCGUUUGUUGACGAAUUGACAGACUACACCACCAAGAACAUCCUAGCAACGCCCAUCAUGAACGGAAAAGAUGUGGUGGGAGUAGUCAUGGCAGUCAACAAGACAAAUGGACCCUACUUUACUCCUGAGGAUGAAGACCUUUUUUUAAAGUAUCUGAGCUUUGCCUCUUUGAACCUAAAGAUCUUCCAGCUGAGCUACCUCCACAACUGUGAGACACGGCGAGGUCAGGUCCUGCUUUGGUCGGCCAACAAGGUGUUUGAGGAGCUGACUGACAUCGAGCGACAGUUUCACAAGGCCUUGUACACAGUGAGAGCGUACCUGAACUGCGACAGGUACUCAGUGGGCCUUCUGGACAUGACAAAGGAAAAGGAAUUUUUUGACAUCUGGCCGGUGCUGAUGGGGGAGCAGCCACCGUACUCUGGACCUGUCACUCCCGACGGGAGGGAAAUUAUAUUCUACAAGGUCAUUGACUAUAUUCUACAUGGAAAGGAGGAGAUCAAAGUCAUUCCAACUCCACCUGCAGAUCACUGGGCAUUAGCGAGUGGGCUACCCACAUAUGUCGCAGAAAGUGGUUUUAUCUGCAAUAUCAUGAACGCACCAUCUGAAGACAUGUUCCAAUUUCAGACAGAAGCCCUGGAUGGUAGUGGCUGGACCAUAAAGAAUGUGCUGUCGUUACCCAUUGUCAACAAGAAGGAAGAAAUCGUGGGCGUGGCCACGUUUUAUAACAGGAAGGAUGGCAAGCCAUUCGAUGAACAGGAUGAGGUCAUCAUGGAGUCUCUCACACAGUUCCUGGGCUGGUCAGUGCUCAACACAGACACCUAUGACCGGAUGAACAAGCUGGAAAACAGGAAGGACAUCGCCCAGGACAUGGUGCUCUACCACGUUAAAUGCCGUGAUGACGAGAUACAGGACAUCUUGAAAACACGGGAAUAUUUUGGCAAAGAGCCUGCAGACUGUGAAGAGGACGAGCUUUUACAAAUCCUGAAAAAAGAACUGCCAGGUCCAAAGAAGUUUGAGAUCUAUGAGUUCAGGUUCUCUGACUUUGACUGUACAGAGCUGGACCUGGUGAAGUGUGGUAUUCAGAUGUACUACGAGGUCGGUGUGGUCAAGAAGUUCCAGAUUCCACAAGAGGUUUUAGUGCGGUUCAUGUACUCAGUCAGCAAAGGCUACAGGAGAAUUACCUAUCACAACUGGCGGCAUGGCUUCAAUGUGGGACAAACCAUGUUCACAUUAUUAACGACAGGGCUGUUGAAGCGGUAUUACACAGACCUGGAGGUGAUGGCCAUGAUCACCGCUGGCUUCCUGCAUGACAUCGACCACAGGGGCACCAAUAACCUCUACCAGGUGAAAUCACAAAACCCUCUUGCAAAGCUUCAUGGAUCAUCUAUUCUGGAAAGGCACCAUUUAGAUUUUGGAAAGUUUUUGCUGGGACAAGACUCCUUGAAUAUUUUCCAGAACCUCAACAGGCGACAGAUGGAGCAUGUCUUUCAUCUGAUUGACAUCGCCAUCAUAGCAACAGACCUGGCACUGUACUUCAAAAAGAGGACAAUGUUCCAGAAAAUAGUUGACCUCUCAAAGACGUAUGAAGAUGAAAAGAAGUGGGUGGAUUUCAUGUCCCUAGAGACAACAAGGAAAGAGAUUGUGAUGGCAAUGAUGAUGACAGCAUGCGAUCUGUCAGCCAUCACCAAGCCCUGGGAGGUGCAGAGCAAGGUGGCUCUAUCUGUGGCAGCCGAGUUCUGGGAGCAAGGUGACCUGGAGAGGACUGUUCUGGAGCAGCAGCCCAUUCCCAUGAUGGACAGAAACAAGGCUGCUGAACUGCCAAAGCUCCAGUGUGGUUUCAUCGACUUCGUCUGUACCUUUGUCUACAAGGAGUUCUCCCGGUUUCACCCGACCAUCCAGCCCAUGUAUGACGGCAUCCUGAACAACAGGAAAGAGUGGAAGGCCAGGCAGGAGGAGUACGAGGCCAAGCUGAAGGCCAUGGAGGAGGAGGCGGCGGCGAAGCAGGCGGCAGUCGGAGCCAAAACCACUGCUAACAGCCAACAAAAUGGAGGCGCUGGGUCCAAGACAUGCUCAGUCAGCUAGAGGUCUGGGAUGGGCAUAAACUGAGGGACACGCCGCUGACAACACGACCAUUCAGUCUGAACUGCACAGGGGAUAGAGCCAAGCCUCCGCCCCUCAGAACCACAGGACCCACGCCGGACCUCAUCCUACUGUCCAGACACUCGGACACACAGCCACCUAGAUACACAGCCACCUGGACACAGACACCCGGACACACAGCCACCUAGAUACACAGCCACCUGGACACAGACACCCGGACACACACUAGCCAGCCACACAACCAUGCCGGUAUGGCCAUCGCCAAGGUUACAACUCAUUGCUUUCCUUUAUCAGAAGGCAUUCCCUCACAUUAAAAAAAACAAAAAAACAAAAAAAAAACAUUUCUCCAGGUCAUACCAAUCUAAGUCACUAGUUAUGACAUCCAUUGUUUCUAUCCCACAAUCAGUCAGAGUUAUUGAAGAUGCUGUCACUGUUAGGGAGAACCCUGUACAUGGUGACUAGGUGGUGCAAAGGUGGUAUGUUAUUAACACAACAGCUAUGUCCUUGUUUAAAAAAAAUCUAAAAAUGCAUGCAAUUAUAUUCCUGUAUAUGGACUGUUGUGCCGCAGAUGUCUUGUUGGAUGGCACAACAAAUUAAAUAAUAGGGUGUAUAUGUUUUAGUAUAAAUUUUAUACAUAUAUUAUAUAAUUCUGUAUAUCGAUAAGUUAAAAUUGAAUAAUUCCUAAACCGGUGGGGCAUUUUGUUGCUAGAAUCUAGAUUUAGAACGUGGAUGAACGAUUUUGGUUUAACAUCUAUGCAUUUUAAAAAUGGUUAUAUUUUUUCAUGACAUAAUCACCGUGACUUGUGGUUCUCUAUCCUUCCAGUCAUAAAACAUUUACAUUUAGAAAAAAAGGAAAGGCUCAGCAAAUCUAGAAUGUUUGCACUUUAAAUGACAGGUUGUAUUUGCUGUAUAAUUUCUGAUGUGAAAAUGGCUGCUAAUAGCAAUACUGAUUCCUCUGUAGAACAAUAGAUUCACUGGUUAGCAACAUCAAGCACUGUGAGAUUUUACAAGAAGGUGCAAGCAUGUCUGGGAUGUGUAUAAAAGCUGGCCCUCUAGAAGGGGUGUAUGAAAUACAAUUGCUUAUUGGCUACAACAUAGAACAUGUCAUGCGGUUGCUGUUUUUGCCCUAAAGUAAAUUAUCAGUAUGAACAAACUCUUUUGUGGGCCAGAAAAUAUUAACGAUCACAUACAGUGAUCACAUGUUCUGCAGGUGAUCAAUGUUUUUGAAACUCAUGCAAAUGUAUGGUGUCGCUCACACAUUACUGUGAUUUUCUCAGACUUACCGUACUGUCAAUGCUAUCAAGUGGACAGAGGAAAGUUGUGCAACAAUGAUUUUAGAUUUUUAUAAAUAAGACCGUACGAAACACAACUGCUGAAGAACAUUAUUGGUUUAAGCAUGUUCAUUUACAUGGCCAGUGGUGAUCAAACAAGUUCUUUAGUCAUAAUGUAUACCCACUCAAAAUUAGGUCCAAUGAGAACUUUUCAGUACCCCGUAGUGUGAACAUGUUUGAGAAUCACUGCUGUAGAAAUAUAAAAGCCAGUGGCCUUGAAACAUCUAGUGUUAGUGAGGGGAACUAAUUGUAACUGAAUAGUAACAACAUGUGUGUGUGUCAUUACACUAAAUUUUUAUGUUAUUGCACUCAGAAUGUCUUUAAGUGAUUGCUUCUACAGUUCUACAUUUUUACACCCAAGAGUGUGUCUGUGUGAGUGACUGUGGGGGAGGGUCAAAGGAUUCCACACCAGACUGAAUAUAUUCUAUAAGUUAUACUUGGGAAAUAUUUUCAAAUGAGAAUAUACAUUUACUGUAAAUACAUUCCACAUGUAAAUAUCUUUAAAGUAUAGAAUAAUAUUAUUGUAUUUUAACUACAUUAUAUUUCUUUCUCCUUUAAAUUAGCUCAACCAUUAGCGUUAAACAAUCAUGAAAUACUAAAAAUUUAAUGUAUAGCAGUAAAUAUUCCUCAUAUUAUGCAUCUCCCAUAUAUGGUAAAGUAAUCAUGAACUUCUGUACAGUCAAUGACAAUUUAUUGAGUAUUUUUUCAAUUUAUUGAGUCUUUUAUGUAGCUGUUUUAAAUUUAUAAUUUCAUACCAAGCCCAUUUCUGACUUUUUAAGAAUUAAAAAAAGCAGGCAAUACCUGUAACAUUUUUAUGUCAAAUACAUAUCAUGUUUUCUUUUUGCUUUUGAAGAAUAUUACAUGCUAAAUAAACAGCUUAAUAUUUAGGGUUAUUGUGAGGCUAGGCCUGUAUGUUUAUGCAAAAUAACACAAAACAAAAUGAUGUAUGAAUCUUGAAUAACCCCAACAAGCACAAAUGUUUUUACAUAAAGCAAUGAUAAAAACUGUUGGAAACAAAGCUUGUUUACAUUGUCCUGUGAGUGUGUGUG
This is a messenger RNA of Anguilla anguilla (European eel), 5060 nucleotides long. RefSeq names its product phosphodiesterase 6B, cGMP-specific, rod, beta (gene pde6b). Gene Ontology annotation, molecular function: 3',5'-cyclic-nucleotide phosphodiesterase activity; protein binding. NCBI's taxonomy places the organism in Eukaryota, Metazoa, Chordata, Actinopteri, Anguilliformes, Anguillidae. The transcript has 22 exons. Gene Ontology annotation, cellular component: photoreceptor outer segment membrane. The record is from RefSeq and is a predicted model, not a curated record. The coding region runs from base 95 to 2662 and encodes 855 amino acids. Gene Ontology annotation, biological process: signal transduction; retina development in camera-type eye.